AUUUGCUCUAGCCCUUAACUGGUAAAAUGGCUCCCAGCGGACAUGCAAACAUUUAAACCAGUUCAAUCUGGAGAGAAGUGAUGGCUGAAGAAGGAGGUUUGACGAAACUGGAAGUCGGUUUUCUGAGUCCUGAGCAGCAGGAGAAACUGCGACAGUUCAAGAUCAAGACGAGAAUCGAGAAUGAGAAGUACCUGAGGUCGCACCCGGAGGUGGAGGUGUUGGUGGCAGAGUUCCUCAGAAAUGUGUUUCUUAAGAGACCCGCUGACAUCCGGGAGUUUGCUGCAGAUCACUUCAACAAUCCAAACCUUUGCUCUAAUGUCAGCUUCAAAAUGGAGGGAAACAGCAUCAUGGACUAAAACACCCGACAGUCGUGGAGCCGCUACCUUCUCCUUUGGCUCUCUCUCUGUCCUGAGCGACACAAAUAGGAACUCCAAUGAACAGAUGUUAAUCAGUUUGUGUCUGUCUACAAAACUGUUUGGUUGAUAGCCUUUUAGAUUUCUGUCACACAUGCAGGAUCCAGCGAGAUAUACAGUAGCUUCCAUGGCCUUUCCUAAUGAGUGUGAUUAAAAUCUAAUGAGGAGGAGGAUGUCCUGUGGGUAUUACACACUGUUUGUCACAUCAGACACACGCGAUUACAUAGGGACAUGUCAAAGAGUUCAUUGUGUACUGAAGUUCACAUACUGUGAUCUGCAUUCGUCUGAUAUGGGCAGUGUCCACUCAACUACAGGGUCCACACCGCGUGUGAGGGGCGGAGUAGGUUGACACUUAUUAAACGUAUUAUUACUCUACGUAUUAAAGUCACAUCUCUUUGGUAUUUGACGAUAAAACACUUUCAUUUUUAUAUAUAUCAAUGGUCAGGUGUGAUAUUUCUUUUGUUAUAGUUUUUUUUAUUUCACAUUAGAAGAAGAGGCAAUUUAGUUCAUUUCUGUUUUUUGUAUGAGUUUAAUCUACUUUGUUUUCCUACAGAGAAGUGAUCGCCUUAGUGUAUUUUUCAGUAACAUCCAUUACCUGAACAUUCAUUACCACUCGUUGUUCAGAAGCUGUUGUUGUGAGUUACCAGCGUCCUCUGUAUGUAAAUAAAGAUGUUCUCUGUGGUCA
Molecule: messenger RNA, 1098 nt
Organism: Limanda limanda (common dab)
Lineage: Eukaryota; Metazoa; Chordata; Actinopteri; Pleuronectiformes; Pleuronectidae
Gene: riiad1
Product: RIIa domain-containing protein 1
Exons: 4
Coding region: 81-356 (91 amino acids)
Source: RefSeq, a predicted model, not a curated record